UUCAUUCAUUUUAUUUCUGGCACCGAACGGACGCGGACGAAGAGCGUUUACGUACAGUGGAAGUGACUGUGCAAAAUAACAAACAAACGGAGGAAAAAACUGCUUAGUUCAACCAAAACGAAAAACAAAAAAAGAGAAAAACAACAGAGCAGCGGCCAAAUUAGCUGGAGGCAGCAACAAAUUUAUUAUAUGUACAAAAGUGCCACAAUAGUGAAACACACGCACACGCAUACCAAAUCGCUCAUAUGCUCUCACCUACAGAUGUGUGUGUGUGUGUGCAUGUAUGUAUAAAUGUAUGUAGGCGGCGCUGUUGCUGGUAAAAUUCCACUGUGAAAGGAAGUUAUUGUUGCUGUUGCUGUUGCUGCUGCUGCUGGGUGUCGUGUCGUGUAUUAAUAAAACAAAUAAAAGUUUAUACAAAAUUUUAUAAAAGCUGAAAACGUGUAAACGGUCCCCCGAAUCGAGUGCGCCGAGCAGCAGUAAUCACGUUUUUCGACAUUUAUUCAUUGUUGCCUUUUUGUUCACAUCGUCGCGAGUGAGAGACAGAGAGAGAGAGGGAGAGAGGCCACAGUGGAUGCUCCAACAAGUGCACUUUAAUUGCUGCCCCCCACCAAAAAUAGACGUAGAGCUGCUGCCAAGUACAACAAGGAGAAAAUAGCUUUAUCGCCGCUUCGUUAUCGCCUGGCCAGCGCACACGCAUACGCACACAGAAAGACACGAGCAAACAAAAGGCUAACCUAACUGCUGAUAAGACCCUGACAGCCACAGUCCAAUCCGUACCGUACCCUAGCUGGCCAGACUUAUCGGUAUAAUUCCAUUCGUUCCAACAUAAAUAAAUACAUAGCGGAAUGUUAUGCUAUAUCUAAGACAGCAACAACGCAGCGUGUUCGGCAAGUGCAACGAGUAUUGGAUAUUAUUCAUCGAGAGAAGUGCAACAAAAGUGUGAUACCAAAUUGUACCUAAAUAACAGUAACAACAGUAACAACCCGACCCGCAACGGCCAUCCUUGUGUAACAAACCACCCGAAGGAGCGACAGAGAGACACAGAAAGAAAGAGAGUGAGAGAAAGAGAGUGAGAGCUUUGCUUCGCCGUAGAUCUAAAUUUGCCGUCGCUGCUCGUGUUCGUCUUCGCCUUCGCCGCCACCCGUCGACAACCUGUUUGCUCAGUCAUAAUUCGCCCUCCCCCCGGCAUUUAUCUUGGAAUUCGUACAAUUAUUUCUGCAUUGACGUAAGGAGCGCACCCCACCUUCCACCAUUCCACCGCAACUGCAAGCCACGUUGACGCAGCAGCAGUCGCAGCAGCAGUCCAGGACAGCAGAGCAAGCAGACACAGCCGGAGCAGAGGGCGCAACAUUAGGAGGGACCGGGAGUCGCCACAGCAGCAUGGAACCCUUUUGGAACGAAUCGAACGGACAUGCCGCACAUCCGGUUAAGUAUGAGAGCGAAGCAGCUGUCUCCAGUUUUCCUUAUUGCACAGAAUCUAGCUUAAAUUUUUCCACCUCUGCGACGGCAUACAGCGAGGACGAUGCUGAAUAUGCCACAGGAAGACGUAAUAAAACAUCGAGGCAAGACCCCCUAUCGCACCGGAUCAUCGAGAAGCGGCGCCGGGAUCGCAUGAACUCCUGCCUGGCGGAUCUCUCGCGCCUCAUCCCGCCCCAGUACCAGCGCAAGGGCCGUGGCCGCAUCGAGAAGACGGAGAUCAUCGAGAUGGCCAUCAGACACCUGAAGCACCUGCAGAGCGAGUGCCUGCAGAAGGAGAGCGACUACCGCAGCGGGUACAUGGACUGCAUGAAGGAGGCGGCCAAGUUUCUCUACGACGUCCACAUGCAGGACUUCUGCCACCGCCUGUUGGGCCGUCUGCAGGAGCACAUCGAUGACAUGUUCAAAACCGAGUGCUACAAGUCCUCGCGGACCUGCCACAUGCCGGACAAUGUUAGCGCCUCCAGCGGCAGCCCGCACCAGGCCUACCAUCCGCCGCUGUGCCACCUGCGGGACAUGCUGGGGGCCUCGGACGUGGAGCACAGCCAGGACCACAACGAUGUCAAGGAUCUGAGCUUCCGCAAUCAUCUCAACCAGCUGCAGCGGAACCAGCAGGCAGUCGCCGCUGCUGCCGCCGUGGCUGCCAACGGCAGCGGGAGCUCCUCCAGCUCCACCACCCUCGAGGCCGCCAACAAGCUGCCCCUGACCAAUGGGAGUGGUAACGCCAAUGGCGACAAUGUUCCCACCAAUUCCACGGGCCCUCUGCCCGCUGCUGGCAGCAGCAAUGUGGCCAGCUCCACCACCUGCCCCAGCACGGUCACCUGCCCAACGAUCACAUCCGCGUCGGUGGCUCAGAAGGUGGCGCCGCCCAUGGCCGCCCACCAGCAGCAGCAGCAGCUGCCACACCAGGCGGCAGUGAUCACGUCGACGGCCCCGCACCACCACACGGACAGCAGCCACCACGACUUUGACUCGUCGCAUGAGCCCAUCCUCCACACGGACACCUCCAACAUGCACUCGCCGCCGCCGCGGGACAUGCUGCUGCAGCAGCAUCCGCAUCUGGGGCACAACCACACCCAGGACAGCCUGAUGUCGGUGCGCAUGCGCAACUACUCGGAGUCGUCGCACGAGGUGGAGCACAACAACAACUACAAGUACAAGAACCACAUCAAGGAGCGCUUCGUCCACGAGCUGCACGAUGAGGAGACGAGCAGCGAGCACUGCGCGGUGGCGUCCCAUCUUCAGAGCGACCACUCGCACAUGCAGGCCCACUCCGACCACUCCAAGGACGGCACCGAGCCGGAGAUAGCCCCCAUCAUGGCCAAGAAGCGCAAGAUGGCCGAGGCAGCAGCGGCGGCGGCGGCGGCGGCAGUGGCCAAUGGGGAGCACCCCCUGGAUGCGCACUGCGAGGCCAGCAACCCGAAUCCACCGCGCCAGCUGCUGAUGCUGCGCGAGGACACCAAGUCCUCGCCCUCGUUCAACUUCAGCGACAUCAAGGACAUCAAGUCGGAGCUGCACAACAGCAACUCCAACUCCAGUCCGCUGCUGGCCAAGCUCAACGCGGCCGCUGCCGCCGGAGCCCAGCUGAGCACUCCCAGCAGCACCACCACCUCGCUGGCGCCCCGGCACUCCUUCACCGUGCCCAUCUUCGCCCUGCACGGCCAGGGCAACUACUACGUGCCCCUCAAUGUCGACUACAACGCCCUGGUGCCGUUCCUCAACGGCAUGGACCUGCUGGAGAAGAGCUACUCGAGCAUGCCGGUGGUGCACCCCAUCAACAUCAAUGUCAACUUCAUGCCCAGCUCCCCGUCGGCCUCCCUGCUGGCCGCCGCUGCAGCCGCUGCCGCCGUUGCCGCUGGCAAGCAACAGCAGGCCGCAGUGGCCGCAGCAGCCGCCUCCGCAUCCGCCGGUGGUCCCCUGUCCUCCGUGGUGGGGGCCAAUUCGGCGGCUGCCCAGGUGGCGGCUGUGGCCGCCGCGGCCGUGGCCAAGGCCAAGCUGGAGCAGGCCAUAAACAGCAGCUGGUAAGGAGGCAGCAGAUGGAGCAGCAGAUGGAACAACUACCUCAGAACUUCUGUGAAUAAUCAUCAAAUGAUUAAUCUCAACUCAAAAACCAAGCGACAUCUGCGUCAUGGAGAGGAGAUGAGAGGAGAGGAGAGGAGGGAGGAUAAUUUUGGAUUAGAUCGGAACAGCCUCAAAGGCUGGAUGGCCGGGAGCCUAGACAAGAUCGGAAAGUAGAUGUUUAGAGGGAGAAAUUAGAGGAAAAUAGUUUUGCUAGCCAACUAUUUUGAUCAAAGCUAACAAGCAACAAAAAAUUAACCAUAAAUCAAUGUCUAUUAUAAAGCAUAGAAAUGUAAAAUAAAUAUGCAAAAUGUACACCGUACCGUGCUAAAUAUGAUGCCAAGAGUCAGUCCCACGUAAAAGAUCUAAUGGAUUUUAAAAAACAAAAACUAAAAAACAAAAAAAACAAAAAACAACAACUAAUUGUGAACUAAAUGUAUUUUUUUUAGGAGUUUAAUGUUUUUGCAGUGUUAAUUACAUAAGUGUUGUGGUUUCAAAUCAGGUAGUCUAUAGCCAAGUGGGGGAGGGUCCUGCACCGGGAGUCCCCAUCCCAAUCAAACGUACAUAUUAAAAUAUAUAUUAUAUAUUAUAUAUGUAUACAUACGCGUACUAUAUAGUAAACCACUAGUCAAAGAGGAUAUGUGUAGAGCGUAAACGUAAACGUAAACGGAAGUGGAAAUGGAUAAAAAAAAAUCAAAAUGAAAUAUUACCUAUUAUAUAGUAUGUAUGAAUUCGAUGUGUAAAUAUUGUUAGCAAAGCAAAUUGUCAUUCGUUUAAGUUUGUAUUUUAGCGACAAAUUAUCUUAAGUUCGUUGGUUAUCACACACACACACAUCCCAAGGAGGAGCUAAAAAAAAACAAAACAAAAAAAAAACAAUUAAAACAAAAAACACAAAAAAUUUUCUAUUACCGAAAGAAAGCCCAAGUUUCAUUCUCGAAAUGCGGUCCUAAUACUAUAGUUAGUUCUUACCCCUACCAACCCCUAAGUUGAUUUAUUUCUUUGUGUUUUAUUUUGUUAUCCCGCAGCGGAAUAAAGGAAAAUAUUAAACCUGUUUCGACUGUCACCUGUUUCUGCCGAUCCACGCGAGCACUGGGGAAACGAUAUAAUUGGCUAAACCGAGCACAAACGAUUAUUGAUCUUUUGAAUUAAUGUGUAACGACUGUAUGAUUACGUUUGCUCUACGGUACUGUUAAUAUACAACUACGUUACAGUUUAAUAUAUUUUAUAUGUGUAUACAGAUGUAAUAAAAACCACUACAAAAUGAAA
Messenger RNA from Drosophila miranda, 4800 nucleotides. RefSeq names its product transcription factor cwo (gene cwo). Gene Ontology annotation, biological process: regulation of circadian rhythm; regulation of neurogenesis; anterior/posterior pattern specification. Gene Ontology annotation, cellular component: nucleus. The coding region runs from base 1381 to 3501 and encodes 706 amino acids. Gene Ontology annotation, molecular function: RNA polymerase II cis-regulatory region sequence-specific DNA binding; DNA-binding transcription factor activity, RNA polymerase II-specific; protein dimerization activity. The transcript has 4 exons. NCBI's taxonomy places the organism in Eukaryota, Metazoa, Arthropoda, Insecta, Diptera, Drosophilidae. The record is from RefSeq and is a predicted model, not a curated record.